This is a messenger RNA of Trichomonas vaginalis G3, 801 nucleotides long. RefSeq names its product basic amino acid transmembrane export protein, SEVEN transmembrane protein 1-related family. The record is from RefSeq and is a predicted model, not a curated record. Lineage: Eukaryota; Parabasalia; Trichomonadida; Trichomonadidae. The transcript has a single exon. Bases 1 to 801 code for a protein of 266 amino acids.
AUGAGUGAAUGCCAUGAAGGUUAUAUCCAUUGGAUAUACAAGCUUUUUGGUAAUUGUGUCGCAACUCCCAAAGAGCAAGCAAGCUUUGGCAUUGGAAUGGUAUCAAAUUGCAUCUGGCUUAUCUGUUCAAUUCCUCAAAUUUAUCAUAAUUUUAAAACAAAGCACGUCGAAGGACAGAGUCCAUUCUAUUUUAGCUUAAUGGUUGUAGCAGAUUCUUUAAAUUUAAUUGGAGCUCUCAUUGUUCAUGCUUUGGCAACUCAAAUCGUCACAGGUUUUAUAUAUGUAACAGUUGAUUUCAUUUUACUUACUCAAUUUACAUUAUAUAAAGGCUGGCCAUGCCAAAGAAAGAAAACUCACGAUACACUUGGAUAUUCAAGUGAUAUAUCUCAAGUUUCAUUACUUACAGCUUCAGUUGCAACAGCAGCAGUUGUUGCAAUCGAUUACUCAGCACCAUACCGCGGAUCAAAACUCUUCGGCUCAGUUUCAGGAUGGAUAGGUUCGGGAUUAUACAUUUCAUCUAGGAUUCCCCAGCUUAUUAAGAAUAUUGAGAGGAAAUACAUCACUGAUUUCAGUCCUUUUUAUAUCUUACUUAUUGUAACAGCAAAUGCAACUUAUUCUUUUUCCGUUUUCCUCUAUAGUUUAGAUCCUGAAUAUCUUUGGGCACAAACUCCAUGGAUUGUUGGUUCUCUUACACCAAUGAUGUUUGAUUUGACAACUUUGAUCCAAAUUUGCAUUUUUGGAAGGCAUCCACCUGCUCCAGCCCAAAAAGAAUUAUAUAUUGACGGAUAUUCUCCUCAAUAA